Messenger RNA from Puma concolor (puma), 2046 nucleotides. RefSeq names its product G protein signaling modulator 2 (gene GPSM2). Gene Ontology annotation, biological process: establishment of mitotic spindle orientation. Gene Ontology annotation, cellular component: cell cortex. Gene Ontology annotation, molecular function: G-protein alpha-subunit binding; GDP-dissociation inhibitor activity. The record is from RefSeq and is a predicted model, not a curated record. NCBI's taxonomy places the organism in Eukaryota, Metazoa, Chordata, Mammalia, Carnivora, Felidae.
AUGGAGGAAAAUUUGAUAAGCAUGAGGGAAGACCAUUCUUUUCAUGUUCGUUACAGAAUGGAAGCUUCUUGCCUAGAACUGGCCUUGGAAGGGGAACGUCUGUGUAAGUCAGGAGACUGCCGCGCUGGUGUGUCCUUCUUUGAAGCUGCAGUUCAAGUUGGAACUGAAGACCUAAAAACACUUAGUGCUAUUUACAGCCAGCUGGGCAAUGCUUAUUUCUAUUUGCAUGAUUAUGCCAAAGCAUUAGAAUACCAUCAUCAUGAUUUAACUCUAGCAAGGACUAUUGGAGAUCAGCUGGGGGAAGCCAAAGCUAGCGGUAAUCUGGGAAACACCUUAAAAGUUCUUGGGAAUUUUGAUGAAGCUGUAGUUUGUUGUCAGCGACACCUAGAUAUUUCCAGAGAGCUUAAUGACAAGGUGGGAGAAGCAAGAGCACUUUACAAUCUUGGAAAUGUGUAUCAUGCCAAAGGGAAAAGUUUUGCCUGCCCUGGUCCUCAAGACAUGGGAGAAUUUCCAGAAGACGUGAGAAAUGCUCUGCAGGCAGCUGUGGAUUAUUAUGAGGAAAACCUAUCACUAGUGACUGCUUUGGGUGACCGAGCAGCCCAAGGACGUGCCUUUGGAAAUCUUGGAAACACACAUUACCUCCUUGGCAACUUCAGGGAUGCGGUUAUAGCCCAUGAACAGCGUCUCCUUAUUGCAAAAGAAUUUGGAGAUAAAGCAGCUGAAAGAAGAGCAUAUAGCAACCUUGGAAAUGCAUAUAUAUUUCUUGGUGAAUUUGAAACUGCCUCUGAAUACUACAAAAAGACACUGCUAUUGGCUCGACAGCUUAAAGACAGAGCUGUAGAAGCACAGUCUUGCUAUAGUCUCGGAAAUACAUACACUUUGCUUCAAGACUAUGAAAAGGCCAUUGAUUAUCAUCUGAAGCACUUAGCAAUUGCUCAAGAGCUAAAUGAUAGAAUUGGUGAAGGAAGAGCAUGUUGGAGCUUAGGAAAUGCAUACACAGCUCUAGGGAAUCAUGAUCAAGCAAUGCAUUUUGCUGAAAAGCACUUGGAAAUUUCAAGAGAGGUUGGGGAUAGAAGUGGUGAACUAACAGCACGACUGAAUCUCUCAGAUCUUCAAAUGGUUCUUGGUCUGAGCUACAGCACAAAUAAUUCAAUAAUGUCUGAAAAUAUUGAAAUUGAUAACAAUUUGCAUGGUGCACGCCCGAAGUUUGGACGCCGACACAGUAUGGAAAACAUGGAACUUAUGAAGUUAACACCAGAAAAGGUACAGAACUGGAACAGUGAAAUUCUUGCUAAACAAAAACCUCUUAUUGCCAAACCUUCUGCGAAGCUGCUCUUUGUCAACAGAUUGAAGGGGAAAAAAUGCAAAACUAAUUCCUCCACUAAAGUUCUCCAAGAUGCCAGUAAUUCCAUUGAUAAUCGAAUUCCAAAUUCUGAGAGGAAAAUCGGUGCAGGUAUUACUGGAGACGAAGGGUUCUUUGACCUGGUAAGCCGAUUUCAGAGCAAUCGGAUGGAUGAUCAGAGGUGCUGCUUACAAGAACAGAGCUGCGGGACUGCUUCAGCUGCGGCUUCUUCCACUCCACCUCGAGUGAUGAUGAAAGCACCGUCUGUUUCCGUGGUGUCCCCCAACACAGAUGAGUUUUUAGACCUUCUUGCCAGCUCACAGAGCCGUCGUCUCGAUGACCAAAGGGCCAGUUUCAGUAAUUUGCCAGGGCUUCGUCUGACACAAAACAACAAUAAGUCCGUACUUGGCCACUUGAUGACUAAUGACAACAAAGAGCCUGAUGAAGACUUCUUUGACAUCCUUGUAAAAUGUCAAGGGUCCAGAUUAGAUGAUCAAAGAUGUGCUCCACCACCUGCCACCACAAAGGGACCAACAGUACCAGACGAGGACUUUUUUAGCCUGAUUCUACGUUCUCAGGCGAAAAGAAUGGAUGAACAGAGAGUUCUUUUACAAAGAGAUCAAAACAGAGACGCUGAAUUUGGGCUGAAAGACAUUUUGCAAAGUAAUGCUUUGUUGGAAUUUAAAAAUACAGGAAAAAAAUAA